Molecule: messenger RNA, 3741 nt
Organism: Pantherophis guttatus
Lineage: Eukaryota; Metazoa; Chordata; Lepidosauria; Squamata; Colubridae
Gene: UHRF1
Product: ubiquitin like with PHD and ring finger domains 1
Biological process (GO): protein ubiquitination; negative regulation of gene expression via chromosomal CpG island methylation
Molecular function (GO): ubiquitin protein ligase activity; protein binding
Source: RefSeq, a predicted model, not a curated record
AUAAAAAUAAAAAUCUCUUGGGCCCUUUGAAGUUUGCCUUUGCUAAGAUUGGAACCGACCGACAUUGCAAGUUUUUGCUCUUUUAUUUUUGCAAAAAAAAGGCGCCAAACUUUGGAUCUGGCGAGAAGAGGAUCUGGGGGAAGAGGAGUAAGAAAGAUCCGUUUGGGCACAGGACAACCGCCACAAUGUGGAUCCAAGUGCGCACCAUGGAUGGGAAAGAGACACAUCGGGUGGACUCUCUUUCCAAGCUGACGAAAGUGGAAGAGCUCCGUCAGAGGAUCCAUGAAGUUUUCAGGGUGCUACCUGACAGACAGAGGCUUUUCUAUCGAGGCAAACAGAUGGAAGAUGGCCACUCCCUCUUUGAUUACAGCGUGAAUUUGAACGACAUCGUCCAGUUGUUAGUGAGACAAAGCCCCACUCUCUUGCCUCUGGUGAACAAGGAGAAAGACUCUGAACUUUCGGACACGGACUCUGGCUGCUGUUCAGGCCAAAGUGAAUCGGACAAAAGCUCCAAUAAUGGGGAAGGGGCCGUGGAGAUGGAGGCCCAGUGCAGUACUGCCGUUGGGACUGACUUGGUGGACCCCGGCUUUGGAUUCUAUAAGAUUAACGAGUUGGUAGACGCUCGCGACACGAGCAUGGGAGCCUGGUUCGAAGCGCAAGUUGUGAAAGUGACUCGGAAAGGGAACUCGGCGAGCAAGGCGAACGAAAGUGACGAAGAGUCCAAUUUGGAAGAAGCCGUUCCCGAUGAGGACAUUACGUAUCACGUGAAAUAUGAAGACUAUCCAGAGAACGGUGUCAUCCAGUUGAGUUCCAGAAAUGUCCGUGCUCGUGCCAGGACAGUUUUAAAAUGGGAAGAGAUAGAAAUCGGAGAUGUCGUCAUGUUGAAUUAUAAUCCCGAUGAUCCAAAAGAGAGGGGCUUCUGGUACGACGCGGAGAUCCUCCAGAAGCGGGAAACAAGGACUUACAAAGAAUUAUACGCCAAGAUUGUUCUUGGUGAUGGUGGAGAUAUCUUGACUGAUUGCCGAAUUGCUCUGGUGGACGAGAUUUACAAGAUCGAAGAACCAGGCUGUGCUGUUCCUUUGACGGCAGAAAGUCCCCAAAAAAGACAAAGCGGACCCGUGUGCAAGCACUGUAAAGACAACCCGAGCAAAACCUGCCGGAUGUGCGCCUGCCACAUAUGCGGUGGGAAACAAGACCCUGAAAAACAGCUCAUGUGUGAUGAGUGUGACAUGGCUUUCCACAUUUAUUGUCUUGACCCCCCUCUUAGCAGGAUACCUGACGAUGAGGACUGGUAUUGUCCCGAAUGCCGAAAUGAUGUGAAUGAGGUGGUUUUGGCCGGUGAGAAGCUGAAAGAAAGCAAAAAGAAAUCUAAAAUGGCAUCUGCUAAUUCAUCUUCUCAGCGGGAUUGGGGCAAGGGCAUGGCAUGCGUGGGACGCACAAGGGAAUGUACCAUUGUGCCAUCAAACCAUUAUGGGCCCAUCCCUGGAGUUCCAGUGGGAACCAUGUGGAAAUUUAGAGUCCAGGUGAGUGAGUCGGGUGUCCACCGGCCUCAUGUUGCUGGGAUUCACGGCCGGAGCACCGAUGGAGCCUAUUCUUUGGUCCUGGCUGGCGGAUACGAAGAUGAUGUAGAUCAUGGAAAUUCUUUCACUUACACGGGGAGCGGAGGCCGUGACCUUUCGGGGAACAAGCGGACAGCUGAACAGUCUUGCGAUCAAAAACUUACAAAAAUGAACAGAGCUCUGGCCCUGAACUGCAGUGCGCCGAUUAACGAUAAAGAGGGUGCCGAAGCCAAGGAUUGGCGAGCUGGGAAACCAGUUCGAGUGGUGCGGAACAUGAAGGGAGGCCGAUACAGCAAAUAUGCCCCCACAGAUGGAAAUCGUUACGAUGGGAUCUAUAAGGUAGUUAAAUAUUGGCCCGAAACAGGGAAAUCUGGCUUCUUGGUUUGGCGUUACAUGCUCAGGAGAGACGAUGAAGAGCCAGCCCCUUGGACCAGAGAAGGCAAAGAGAGGAUGAAGAAACUUGGCCUGACCAUGCAGUAUCCCGAAGGGUACCUGGAAGCCGUUGCAAACAAAGAUAAAGAAAACAGCAAGAAAAUAGAAGAAGAAUCCCCAGUUCAAGGGAAGAGGAAAAGGAAAUCCGGAAACGAUUCGGACCUUUGUGCCUCUCCUGCCACGACCCCAAAGAAAACUAAAGUUGAAGUCUACAAACUCACUCCCCAGCAGAAGGCUCUCAUCAAAGACGAUGAAGCCAACACCAAGUUGUGGAAUGAAGCACUAGAUGCCCUUAAGGAAGGACCGAAAUUCCUGAGCAAAGUGGAGGAAACCUUUCUGUGCAUCUGCUGCCAAGAGGUGGUUUUCCGACCAAUCACCACGGUGUGCCAGCACAACGUAUGUAAGGAUUGCCUGGAUCGAUCUUUUCGAGCCAAAGUCUACAGCUGUCCAGCCUGCCGCUACGAUCUUGGCAAAAACUAUACGAUGGAAGUCAACCAACCCCUGCAGGAUCUUCUCGUUCAGCUCUUCCCGGGUUACGGCAACGGACGGUGAUUCUGUAAAGCACUUCUCAUUUCCGUUUUUGGAGUUUAGUUCUGUUUUUGUCUUGCCCCUUCGGGAAAAAAAAAAACGUGUGUGAUUUUGGUGGGGUUUUAUUUAAAUAAAUAACCUUUUGGAAAAACUUCUGUCUCCGUUCCCCCUUCCCAGCCCCCCCCCCAAAAAAAAAAAAAAGCUAAGAUUGAGGAACUUGCUUUUAUAAAUAUAUAUAUAUUAUUUUGGUAGCAUUUCCAAUUAACAUAUAUACGGAUCAGAGCAUAGGUUGAAGGGAACCUUACAUUGCUUGUCAGAAACCUGCUAUUAAAUUGGAGCGAAGCCAUUCUCUCACGAAUCAAAUCUUGUAUGUAGCUCAAUUGCUAGAACAAUCUUCUGAAGCAAUGGAUCCAGGGCCAUAAGUUUGAAGUGUUUUAGCUGUUUUUAAGGCAGCAUUUUUGGUGUGCUUCUGUGUAAUGCGGCUUGGGCUUCAGCGUUUUCCCUCGGUUGUAUCGAGACUCCAUUGUUUUAUUUGUGUGUAUUGUUUAUUUUUGUUUUUAAAAGCAACAGUUCUUCCUUAUCAACCGUUUGUCUUAAGAGCCUUUAUGCAAAUCGGCUACCUCUGCCUUUGUAUCUGCCAGCCAGGUGCUGCUUCCUAAUUUUUGUGGUGUCUUAUGGGAACAUAUAAAAGCCAUUGAAAAGGACAAUUUAACAGUCCUCUUUGCUGAUCACACUGAUCUCUGAACCCUUUAAAAAAAACAAAACACCGAACUCCAAGCUGCCAGAGGAAAGUUUUGUUCUUGGAAUGAUCAACUGUAAUAUUAUCAUUCUGUAUCGUUAGUUUUAGAUGAUCAUCUUGCAGUCCGCAUGCGUGUUUCUUAACCUGCUAAUUCUGAAUUUUCUAGUUUUGCUUAGGAUGGGAAACUAGAUAUGUAACUAGUUUUUGAAUGGAAAAUCUUGACUAUAUAUUCAGCGGUCAGUUGUUUCUCACCUCAACACUCGCAAUACUCUACAGUGAAUACCUCAACAUAAUAAAUAAACCAGGGUUGCUAAAUAAAUCACUCUUCACGCUAAACAGACUGGAACAAAUGUACUUGUUUUUUUUGCAUUUUUAUAAAUCUGUAAUAAUGUUCAGAAGCAAGCAACUUUUUUUACCUUUCUGAAUUAUGCUAAUUUUGUACAAACAGAAGUUCUCAAAAUAAAAUACAUUUCCUAUCAAAAA